AUGACCAAGAAGGAUUUAGAAGACAUGUUCCACCCGUAUGGAAAGAUUCUCGGCGUUUCCCUGUUGCGGGGGUUUGGAUUUGUACAAUUUGAACGUAUUGAGGAAGCCGAAGCAGCAACAGGUUAUAAGGGUCGAUUGUUUAAAGGGUAUAAAAUAGAUGUAAAUAUGGCCGUGGAGCGUCGAAACCAAAAAGCACAUCAGAGUCCCCCACGAAGGCCUUUCAGUUCCUUUGACAGAGAGGCUCGACCUCGGUCUCGUUCGCCCAAUUUCAGCCGCGAGGUACGUGAGCGAGACGUCAGGGAUAGCCGCUCCAGCCGGGACAGCUUCCGCGGCUCUGAGAGCCGAGACCGGGAUGAAUUUGAACGGCACUAUCGGCCCGCAGACGACUACUUCCGCAGAAAAGAAGAUGCUUUCAGGGACUUCAGGGAUUCUAGGAACGGACGCCGUGAACUCGAGGCGUCUAUCACAGAGGAGCGACCAGAGGAACGACGGCGCAAUGAGCUGUACAGACAGUACUACGAGGAGCUGCAGCGACGGCAGGACUCCGAGCGGCCAGUGGACUGCUCUGUCAUCGUGGUCAACAAGGCACAGAAUCGUGAGUACGCAGAGACUGUGGGGAGGAAGGUGCGAGACCUGGGGAUGGUGGUGGACCUGAUCUUCCUGAACACUGAGGUGUCACUGACUCAAGCUCUGGAAGACGUGGGCCGCUCCCGCACGCCCUUCGCCAUCAUCAUUACGCAGCAGCACCAGGUGCAUCGCUCCUGCACCGUCAACAUCUUGUUUGGAACUCCCCAAGAGCAUCGUAACAUGCCGAUGCAGGACGCCAUGAUGCUCAUUGCCCACAACUUUGACACUUACAAAGUUGAGAACCGUGACAAGGAGCGUGAGGAAAUUGCCAGGAAAGCGGCUAAAAUGGCAGACGAUGUUCUGCUCAGGGAUCCAGACCGAGAGGCUCACCCCAUCGCUGCUCUCACUCCCAUUACGCUUCUAAAUGAAAACAGAUAUGUGACUCCAGAAGAACUGGAUAUUCUCAUCGUGUAUCUGAAGGACAAACGGGCACGGCUCGUACGGUCUGCUGUAGAAGCUCUGCCAACGUCUGCUCCUGCAGCUGCCCCACAGCCCCCUGCCUCUCGUCCCCUGGCCCCGGCUCCAGGAGCUUCGUCCAGUUCCAGUAACCAGCAGGAGCUGCAGGCCAAGAUCCUCAGUCUGUUCUCCAACAGAGGAGCAGCAGGCAGCACGCCCCCUGUAGCUGCGGCGCCAGCUCCGAGCUACGGAGCUCUACCCCCUUCUCACGCCGCCCCACCCCUCAGUGCCCCAGGCCCUCACCCAUCUGCAGCUCAGGGCUAUGGGCCACUGACCAGCCGCGUCCCCCCCUCUGGCCUCAGACCCCCCAACCCGUCCUCCGGGAUUAACUUCGACAGUCCUAGUGUGCAGAAAGCUCUGGACACUCUGAUCCAGAGCGGACCGGCCCUGAACCACCUAGUGGCUCCAGGGGCCCCACAACAGCACCCCCCUCCACGGCCCCCAGGCAUGGGGCAGGUCCCUCCCCCCAUGUCCAUGUACCCUCGCCCCUACUGA
This is a messenger RNA of Knipowitschia caucasica, 1578 nucleotides long. NCBI's taxonomy places the organism in Eukaryota, Metazoa, Chordata, Actinopteri, Gobiiformes, Gobiidae. The record is from the annotation of a GenBank genome assembly.